AUGACUGAAUCCGUGUUAAAUCCAAUAAGUAUAUCUCAAUACAAACGAGUAUUAACCUCCUCUAACAAUAACGGUUAUGGUGGUGCUAAUGUUUUCCGAAACCUGACAACAACAAUCGGAUCUGGUCACCAUGGAACAUCUGUAUUGAAUCGGAUAAUAAUGUCCUUACAAUCAGGCUUAGAUAGUGAAGUGAGUUGGGCGUUGUCAUAUAUGACACAGGUAUCUUGUACAGAACCUCUUUCUAUUGAGUUAGAAGUGUUACCUUAUUUGGGAACUGAACUUAUAAAGUAUUUUGUCAAACCCUUUCAAUUAAUUAUCGAAAAUAAGGCUAAAGAUGUCACCCAUAAGCAACUUGCAUUGAGUUUAGACUCAUUGUUGACUUUAAGAAACUUAGCUCAAGAUUUGGGCAAUCAACAAUGGCUUUCACAGGUUAAAACAUUGAAAAAGAGCAUUGUUGAAGUGUUGAAGUUCUUUAUUCAUUGGUUCUACCAACCAUAUAAACGAGAUUUUUGUAUGGUUCAAUUUGACAAUUUAUUCAGAGAGGGUUUUGCAUACUUGAUCGAUUUACUAGAACCAUUGAGUUGUUAUUAUAUUGAUAACUCUAAAACAGAUCCAUUAUUUGCUCAAUUAUUAUUGACUGCGACACUUACUAAUGACAAAUUUCUCUUGGUGAACAUCUUAAACUGCCUAUCUCAUUUAUUGAUUAUAAAGGAUGGUUUUAACAGCUCACCUGAAGAGAAUAAAACGGAAUACAACGAGACCGAGGAUUCUACUCCUAAGGAUAUUAAAGUACUAAAUAAUGUCAUAGACACCAUACAAGAAUCACAUUUGCAGAAAUUUGUCGAAUUGCUUUUGGUAAAUGACGAUGAAUUAACUACAGCAGUAUUUGGAUUUCUCAAGCAAUAUUUAUUAUCAGAAGCCCCACAUCCACAAUAUUCUAAUUCCAUCAAAAAAAGCCAACAAGCAAGAUUACGGAAGCUUUUACAACUAAGUUCUACCAAAUCUAAUUUUUCAAUUUUAGCUAAACAAUUACCUUUGAUAUUAUUGUCAAGUUUACCCUUAAGCGACCCUAAUAACAUAAGCAAAAUGCCUCCUACUUUCUUGUCUAAGAGAUCACAAUAUAUCAGUGUUCCAAACACAGUACCAACCUUACCAGCAGACUUAUUCAAUGUUAUAGUCAGGCUUCCUGAACCUCUUAGAGCUACUACAUGGUUAAGAUGUUGUUACGAACCAAUAUACGACUUCAAUGUUAAAACAAUUGAUCCCAAUGUUAUUCCUGGGGAAGUGACUCAAAUUUCUUUGUGGAAAGCGUACGAGAAGCAGUUUGAAGAUGUUUGGCAAGAUAAGGAGAAGGUGAAUCCUGAAUGGCUUCCAUUAUUGCCAGCACUUGAAUUUAUUCGUAAUGUGAAUGCUGCGUUCCCUAACUCCGAAGUUAUGCAAAUUACAGUCGAUAGUCCUGGUCAACCUCCCAAAAAGAAAUUCAUUAUCAAAGGUAUUCAACCUAGACAAUUUGCAGUUGGAAUUGAUGAUGGAAACUAUGAAGCAUUUAGACAUUUUUCAGAUUCAACAACCCAGCAAGGUCUUGAAAGUGGUGAAAGUUUACCAGUGGGCCACGUUGACAUGCAAAAGUUCAAUAUAAACUUAAAUAAGGUCAAUGAUUCUUUGGCUGCAAAUGGUACCCAGGUCACAGAAAAUGAUGUUUCACCUUUGAAUCAAUCUGCGUUUGAUUUAUUGGAUUUAAUGAUAACCAAUGUAUUAGAGACUGAAGAUAACGUUGAGGAUUUAGAGGCAAUUUUCAAAUUACAUAAUUCUCACUGGUUGCCAGAACUUAUCUAUGCUAACCCUUGUCUUGUGGAUAUUGGCUUGGUCAAGGGAUCGUGGUUCAGGUACUUAUUGUAA
Molecule: messenger RNA, 1899 nt
Organism: Lizanozyma spartinae
Lineage: Eukaryota; Fungi; Ascomycota; Pichiomycetes; Serinales; Debaryomycetaceae
Gene: RSC9
Exons: 1
Coding region: 1-1899 (632 amino acids)
Biological process (GO): regulation of DNA-templated transcription
Molecular function (GO): DNA binding
Source: RefSeq, a predicted model, not a curated record